Messenger RNA from Elaeis guineensis (African oil palm), 3615 nucleotides. RefSeq names its product cation-chloride cotransporter 1. The record is from RefSeq and is a predicted model, not a curated record. NCBI's taxonomy places the organism in Eukaryota, Viridiplantae, Streptophyta, Magnoliopsida, Arecales, Arecaceae. Gene Ontology annotation, cellular component: membrane. Gene Ontology annotation, molecular function: chloride:monoatomic cation symporter activity. Gene Ontology annotation, biological process: transmembrane transport; monoatomic ion transport.
UGACUAGCUUCAAGAUAAAGCAGAUAGCGGAUCCGGAGCCUCGGCAUGCCAUCCGUUCGGCCCGGCAUUCCCUCGCCUUCUCAACCUUCAAAUCGACACCCCGCUUCUCUCGCGCGGCUUCUUCCCCCCAUUCCUCGCUUCUCUCCCCAAAACCAAACAACCGUAAUCCCAACCCCGGCGAUCGCCGGCCGCCGUCGUAGCCGCCUCAUUUAUCGGCCCUGUAUCCCUGUCCCAACCCUAAUCCUACCCUUCCACCGGCGGCCGCCUUCUAGACAGUCGACACCAGCCCCGCUCCUCCAUCUUCUCCUUGGAGAUUUCUCUCGUUUCACGUCUCGUUCUAGACGACGAAUCCUCUGCAUUCCCUACGGCGCCGCUCCUCCAUCCACCAUCGGUCCCUCCGCUGCAUCUUCUGCCGAUCGCUUUCUUCUAAAGAGUUGGAAGCUGGUCAGGCAAAUAGUUGAUUAUGGAGAAUGGGGAAAUUGAGAGUGUAGAUGAGGAAAUGCCUUCACAAAAUGGACGACAAUAUAGGCCAGUGGUCUCCGAUGAACGGGCUGUUAUCCAGAUGUCUUCCAUGGGGUCUAGCUCUUAUACAGACAUACCAGUAAAGAAAAUAAACAUGCCAUGUCAGGUGGAAACUGCUGCUAGUGUAAGAGAUGGUCCUCAUGAAGGAUCGAGGCAUUCUCAAAAUGACUCAAAGUUGGAACUAUUUGGUUUUGAUUCUCUUGUCAAUAUAUUGGGACUCAAGAGUAUGACAGGGGAACAGAUUCCAACACCAUCCAGUCCUAGAGAUAGUGAGGAUGUAUCCAUUACAGUUGGACGCCCAAAGGGAACUGGUCCUAAAUUGGGAACCAUGAUGGGCGUAUUUGUGCCUUGCUUCCAGAAUAUCCUAGGAAUUAUCUACUAUAUUCGUUUUUCAUGGAUUGUGGGUAUGGCCGGCAUUGGAGAAGGACUUGUGUUGGUUGCAUUUUGUGGCUCUUGCACAUUUUUAACUGGAAUAUCACUAAGUGCAAUUGCAACAAAUGGGGCGAUGAAGGGUGGUGGACCAUACUAUCUUAUCGGUCGAGCUCUUGGUCCAGAAGUUGGAGUUAGUAUUGGUUUGUGCUUUUUCCUUGGCACUGCAGUUGCUGGAGCUAUGUAUGUCCUUGGAGCGGUGGAAACCUUCUUAGAUGCUUUGCCAAGUGCUGGGUUUUUUAGAGAGAGCGUAGUAGUCAUCACUAAUAGCACAGCAAGUAAUGGAACUAAACCAGAUCUUGUUGCAACAACUGUUUCAACUCCAAGCUUGCAUGACUUGCAAAUCUAUGGAAUUGUUGUUACCAUCCUACUCUGUUUUAUUGUAUUUGGUGGUGUGAAGAUGAUCAAUAGGGUUGCACCUGCUUUCUUAAUGCCUGUCCUAUUUUCUCUACUCUGCAUAUUCAUUGGGGUUUUUUCAGCUUCCAGAAUUGAUGCUUCAAGUGGAAUAACGGGAUUGAAAUUGCAAACAUUGAAAGAAAAUUGGAGUUCUGAUUAUCAACGUACUACCAAUGCUGGGAUACCUGAUCCAGAAGGACCUGUUUAUUGGAAUUUUAAUGCAUUGGUGGGUCUCUUUUUUCCAGCUGUGACAGGAAUCAUGGCUGGAUCCAAUCGGUCUGCAUCACUGAAAGACACACAGCGCUCUAUACCAAUUGGAACACUAGCUGCAACUCUUACCACCUCAUCUUUAUAUUUGAUAUCAGUGUUACUCUUUGGAGCAUUGGCAACUAGAGAAGAGCUUUUGACAAACAGGCUUCUGACUGCUGAAGUGGCUUGGCCUUUUCCAUUAAUCAUUUAUGUUGGGAUCAUUCUCUCUACUUUAGGUGCAGCACUUCAGAGUUUGACAGGGGCCCCCCGCUUGCUCGCUGCUAUAGCGAAUGAUGACAUUCUUCCUGUUCUUAAUUAUUUUAAGGUCACAGAAGGGGGUGAACCUCAUCUUGCAACUCUUUUUACAGCCUUCAUUUGUGUUGGGUGUGUUGUGAUUGGGAAUUUGGACCUAAUCACACCUACUAUAACAAUGUUUUUCCUUUUAUGCUAUGCGGGGGUGAAUUUAUCUUGUUUUCUUCUGGAUCUUCUUGAUGCUCCUAGCUGGCGUCCUCGAUGGAAAUUUCACCAUUGGAGCCUUUCACUUCUUGGAGCAUCACUUUGUAUUGUGAUUAUGUUCCUCAUCUCGUGGACAUUCACUGUGGUGUCUCUGGCCCUUGCUAGCCUUAUAUAUUACUAUGUGAGUUUAAAAGGGAAGGCAGGAGAUUGGGGUGACGGGUUCAAGAGCGCAUAUUUUCAAUUGGCCCUGAGAAGCCUUCGAUCAUUAGGAGCAAACCAAGUACAUCCCAAAAACUGGUACCCUAUCCCUCUCAUUUUCUGCCGGCCAUGGGGGAAGCUUCCAGAGAACGUUCCUUGUCAUCCCAAGCUUGCUGACUUUGCUAACUGCAUGAAGAAGAAAGGCCGUGGCAUGUCAAUCUUUGUCUCAAUCAUUGAUGGAGACUAUCAUGAAUUGGCUGAGGAUGCCAAGACAGCUUGCCGUCAGCUAAGCACUUACAUAGAUUACAAGCGCUGUGAAGGUGUAGCUGAGAUCAUAGUUGCUCCCAACAUGUCUGAUGGUUUUCGUGGUAUCGUCCAGACUAUGGGACUGGGCAAUCUAAAACCGAACAUAAUUGUCAUGCGGUACCCAGAAAUCUGGCGUCGUGAAAACCUCACUCAAAUUCCUUCUACAUUUGUCAGCAUCAUCAACGACUGUAUCAUCGCUAACAAGGCAGUUGUGAUUGUCAAGGGCCUUGAUGAAUGGCCUGGUGAGUAUCAGAGACAGUUUGGGACAAUUGACCUCUAUUGGAUUGUGAGGGAUGGGGGCCUAAUGCUCCUGUUAUCCCAGCUCCUGCUCACAAAGGCGAGCUUUGAAAGCUGUAAGAUCCAAGUCUUCUGUAUUGCUGAAGAGGACACAGAGGCUGAGGAGCUGAAGGCCGAUGUGAAAAAGUUUCUGUAUGAUCUCCGAAUGCAGGCUGAGGUAAUUGUUGUGACAAUGAGAUCAUGGGAGGCACACAUGGAGAAUGGGCCCCAACAGGAGGAUUCAGUCGAAGCAUUCACAAGUGCACAACGGCGGAUCGCUGCAUAUCUUGCAGAAAUGAAGGAGACAGCUCAGAAAGAAGGGAAGCCGCUGAUGGCAGAUGGAAAACCAGUUGUGGUUAACGAGCAGCAGGUUGAUAAGUUCCUUUACACAACCCUGAAGUUAAAUUCAACCAUACUCAAAUACUCACGGAUGGCAGCGGUUGUUCUUGUUAGCCUCCCCCCUCCACCCUUGAACCACCCAGCAUAUUUCUAUAUGGAGUACAUGGAUCUACUGGUUGAGAAUGUGCCAAGGAUGUUGAUAGUCAGGGGAUACAGGAGAGACGUUGUUACCCUUUUCACGUAAUUGAAGAAAUCUUCGUUCCAGCUGAAUGUUGUAAUUCAUUUUUUUGUUUACUUCUAUAUUUUUCGCUUCUUUAUUUCUUUUUUGCCCCCAUACAUGUUAAAUUCAUUCUUUAUGUUCUCCUUCGUUGGGAAUUUUUUUCCUAUAAAUCUCUUGAAAAUAGAUGAUUUAGAAGAGCAAUGGAAAAAAGGAAGUUCACUGAA